ACAAAAGAAGGCUAAAGCAAAAGAAAAAAAGCCUUUCCUCAGCUGUGCUGUGCUUUCUUCAGCAAUGGCAUCUGAGGCCAUUACUGUAAUUUGGGUGGACACCACUAAUCCUGCAUACAGAUAUUGGACUUUGUCAUGUUUGGGCUGUAAAUAAUACAAUUGCAGAGUUUCUUGUUUCAUUUAUGUUACAUUACUGUGCUGUUUAUCAGAUACGUUUAAUACCAUCUUUUCAAUGUUUGCUAGACUUUGAUUUCAUUAUCGCAGAUGCCAGAUUGAAGGGGCCAGGACCUACAUUAUGUAGCAGCCCAAACCAUGGAGUAAAUGAUGCUAAAUAUCAUUACAUGGCUGCUGAAGAAUGUCUCAAUCAACUUAAUGAUAAGCUGAUGAAAGUCUAUGGGGACACCUAUUCUGCCUUCCAUGAAACAGACAGUAACCGUAACAGUAUCAUCAACAUGCCUGGCUUUCAGCUAUUCUCGGAAAGCUUUCUGCUUCAUCUUGGAGGAGAGGAAUUUUUGUGCCUACUUGGUUUGUUGGGAAUGAACCUUACCUCCAUGUUAAAUUACCAAGAAUUCUGUCAACUGUUCCACACCCAAGAAACUAAGGAGAUGAUAACGGAUGCAGAGCUAGCUUGUGAUCACGCUCAUUACUACCUUGUUAUCAAAGCAAGAACCAGAUGGCAUGACCUAGCAAGGAAUUUUCAGGAAUUUGACAGUGAAGGAAAUGGCACGAUACAGCCAAGAGACUUGAAGAAAGUCUUGUUCAGAUUUGGCAUUCCAAUCACCCCGGAAGAAUUUAAGCAGCUUUGGGCAAGGUAUGAUACAGAUGCAAAAGGAUAUCUUACUCACCAAGAAUUUUUACAGAAACUGGGGAUAGAGUUUGCACCCACUGACACAGGGCUCAGCAAACACAUCACGGAAGACAGAUACGCACAUUUACAAAUGCAUUAUAAUAAUCAACAAAAGAAACAUUCAAAGCUGGAAGAGCAGCAGAAACAGCAAACUAAAGCUCUGCAUGCAAGAGAAAUUAAAAAGCAGAUCAAGAUCCCAAAUAGGCUGAAGGAAUCGAGGGCAAAACUCUCUUUUCAGUACCACAACUCUCCCACCUGCAUUGCAGAUGAAAUCCACCCACAUGGUGGCUGUGAAGGCAGCGAUCCAGCCAAGUGUCAGCCUUCAACUCCAGGACCACGUAGGUCAGCUGAGAUGCAGGAAGCCCAGGUGGGCAUGGUGCCCAGCUACCGUAAAGGUCAGCGGAAGGAGAUCUGCUCUUGGUCAGGAAAACGGACGCAGCGACUGCAAAACCUGACCUUGGUGAUCCACGUGGGUCUCAGCCUCCACUCUCAAUGA
This is a messenger RNA of Calidris pugnax (ruff), 1343 nucleotides long. RefSeq names its product EF-hand calcium-binding domain-containing protein 6-like. Gene Ontology annotation, molecular function: calcium ion binding. Lineage: Eukaryota; Metazoa; Chordata; Aves; Charadriiformes; Scolopacidae. The record is from RefSeq and is a predicted model, not a curated record. The coding region runs from base 183 to 1343 and encodes 386 amino acids. The transcript has 7 exons. Gene Ontology annotation, cellular component: nucleoplasm.